Messenger RNA from Meloidogyne enterolobii, 235 nucleotides. The record is from the annotation of a GenBank genome assembly. Lineage: Eukaryota; Metazoa; Nematoda; Chromadorea; Rhabditida; Meloidogynidae.
UGAUUAUUUUUUUAAUAUUGCCUUGCAACUCGUAAAUCAACUUUUAACAGAAACUUUUCCUGGUUUGAAAAUUGAUAUGGCCUACGAGAAAUUUGAUACAAUUGGGUAUUAUCUAGGGAUAAUUUUUACGAAGAAUGAUGAAAGUGCUGACAUUACUGGUGAUUAUGUAGACAAGGAUGUGGAAGACUACGAAUACCAUGUGCCUCAGUAUUAUACCGAUAACGAAGAUGUUUGA